AAAUGAUUGCAAAUUUAAGGUUAUGUUCUAAGUUAGAACGUAUAACCUAUUUGACAUUUUAUUCUUAAUAUAAAUUAUUAAAAUGAAUUCUCUGCUGAGAAUAAUAAGACACGCACCGAAUAUAAAAUCUGCACAAAAUGCGAGUCGUGCCAUAUCUUUGAGUGCACAGCUUAAUUUAAAACAAAUUAAUGAAGUUCAAGAGGGUAAAACAUUGGUUAUCUCUGCCGAUAUUGUCCCAUCACCAAGGGAACCUUAUUUAAUUAAAAAUUCAAAUUCUAAUGUCUGUCCAUUAUGCGCUCUGGGAUUGGAAGUAAAGCACACUGAUGUGCUUAUUUUAAGUCAGUUUGUCAGAUCAGAUGGAUGUAUGUUACCUAAGAGAAUCACAGGACUAUGUAAUAUGCAGCAAAGGAAAGUAUCGAGCUUAGUGACAAUGGCACAAAAAGCAGGUCUAAUGCCUAAUUUGAACCCAGCCAAUAGUAAAAAAGAUCCUUCAAAACGGUAUGGAUGGAAAAAAUUCAACAAAUACUUUGAUGAAAGUACUAUUAAAGUUAGAUAUUAUAAAAAAGCGUGAUUGUUUAUAAGAAAAAAAUAUUAGAUUACAAUUUUUUUUUAAUUCUUAAUUAUAUUUGUUUAAAGUAAUAAAAAUAUAAUAAACUA
Molecule: messenger RNA, 657 nt
Organism: Aethina tumida (small hive beetle)
Lineage: Eukaryota; Metazoa; Arthropoda; Insecta; Coleoptera; Nitidulidae
Gene: mRpS18A
Product: 28S ribosomal protein S18a, mitochondrial
Exons: 3
Coding region: 83-571 (162 amino acids)
Biological process (GO): mitochondrial translation
Cellular component (GO): mitochondrial small ribosomal subunit; ribosome
Molecular function (GO): structural constituent of ribosome; small ribosomal subunit rRNA binding
Source: RefSeq, a predicted model, not a curated record